UUGUUUACUUUUACAACCAGUUACGUAUUAAAUCCUGCGUACGAACAUUGUUUAUUCUGACUAACGCAAAUUUCGUGGACCCCACUUUCAUUAUUUAUAACUAACAAUAAAUUGCGAUCCCUUCCACCGCCUUGUUUAUCAACAUUUGUCCAGUAUUUAUUUAUCAAACGGUGGCUGGGAUCGAAUUAUCAAUCGUGGAUUUUUCUAGUAGAGCGCGAGUGCGGAAAAUAAGUGCUUGACGAUAUUGGACCCCCACGCAAUUGUUCGCGACCAGUGUCAGAGCUAAUUUAAAAUACUAUUCGAGAACACGGGAUUAUUUUUACUCCGGUGGUGAAUUUGUUGAAAAAAUGUCGAUUUCGAAAAACCUUAGUCGGUAUAAAAAUUGUGUUGGGAAAAUUUCCGCAAGGCAACUAAACUGUGAUAGUUCCAACGCAGUGGACCCUCAGAAACUCCAAGCAAAAAACGUGAUCAUUUCCCAGUGGACUUUAGUCAAUCAAUUGAAAACAACAUUAUUGUCAAAAUUCUCAAACGGGAAAACUGUAGAAAAUGCCUUAAAUCAAGAAUUCACAAACUUUUUACAACGAAUACAACCAACAGUUAACGGAAUCGAUAUUACGAAAUUUUUGAAUUCUUUAACAUUGCCUAUUUUUAAAAACUCUGAACAGAGUGAAAUCACCAGCGUUAGUAAAGACGGUGUCAAGGAAAUGAAAAAAGUUGUUCCAAAAUGGAAGGAGAACAGCGUUACCACUAAGGAAUCGGUAGCCUCUCGAACACAUCAAAUUUUAGAUUUGUUGACAACGGCCAAAUCAGGGGAAACGAUUUUGAACAGAACUGAAGCCUUAAAUGCCCAUCUCAAUAAAUACCCUGAAGCUAAACAUUUUGCAGUUAAGAGCAACGCAAUUCCUUUAUUAUUAAAAAUAAAAAACGGAAAUGUGAAUGACACAAUUACUGGCGCAGUCAAUGAAGCCCUUGCCUUGUUGGGCUACGCCGGUCCUGUCUCUGGAAAGGGGGUGAGAAUUUUAUCCAUAGACGGAGGCGGCGUUCGAGGAAUACUUGUAAUAGAAAUGUUGAAAAAACUGGAAGAAUUAACCGGAAAACGAAUAUCCGAAAUGUUUGACCUCAUUUGUGGUGUCAGUACUGGUGCUAUAAUUGCAAGUUUAGUUGGUGUAAAACGCUACACAUUGGAUGAAAUUUCCGAAAUUUAUAAGAAUCUGAGUAUUCAGAUUUUUACUCAAUCCCCUCUAAAAGGCACAAGCAAUUUGGUGUGGAGCCACUCUUAUUACGACACAGCGCGGUGGGAAAAGCUUCUCCAAGAACAAAUUGGCAGUCAGACGCUCAUUUCAACGUCUAGAAGCUCGAAAUGCCCAAGGCUUUGUGUUUUAUCAGCGGUGGUAAAUCAGUCACGAUUGUCAGCUUAUGUCUUUCGCAACUACUCUUUGCCAUGCCGUGUGCAAUCACAAUAUAUGGGGAACCAUAAACACUUGAUAUGGGAGGCAGUGAGGGCAUCGGCCGCGGCCCCAACAUAUUUCGAGGAAUUCAAAUUAGAAAACAUGUUGCAUCAGGACGGUGGAAUUUUGUUCAACAAUCCGACAGCAGUGGCAAUCCACGAAGCGAGACUCCUCUGGCCCGAAGUGCCCAUCCAGUGCGUGUUAUCGUUUGGUACCGGCCGUACCAUCCCCUUGCCCAUCGACCCCAACACCCAGCAAUCGGUCAGAAACUCGUCGUGGAAGAGCAAAUUCUAUGCCAUUAUUGAGAGCGCCACGGACACGGAAGGGGUGCACACCAUGCUGUCGGAUCUGCUGCCAGCGAGCAUCUACUACAGGUUCAACCCCUACCUCACCGAAAUGUUGGACAUUGCUGAAAUUGAUCCGAAGAAAGUGGAACAAUUAUUGAGAGAUGUUGUGAUGUAUUUGAGACGAAACGAAGAUAAGUUUCACGAAGCUGCGAGGGUUUUGCUGCAGGAAAAGACGUUGAGGCAGAAAGCCAUCGAUUGGUUGAGUUUGCAGCAAGAAAUUCGGGGGUUCAAACGACUACCUCAGACGUUACUCGCGGCGUAGCGAAAGAGGGGUGGAAGAUUCGCAGUAUUAUCAACCUUAUCAAGUCGGAGAAAAGAAAAUUUUUAUUUUUAGAUUAGAAUAACAGAUUUUAUAUCAGAAAUUUGUUUUUAUAGAAGAUUAUAAAAGUGUGGGACCUACAAUUCGUAUGCCAUUUGCAGAAAGUUUCUUAAAACUUCUAGCAUAGUGAUAGAAAUGGUUGUGAUAAUUGUUAAUAUGUAAAUAAGAAAACUGAUUUUAUUUCAUAGAAUACAUAUUUUGAAAUAAAGUUUUUAUAUCUUA
Molecule: messenger RNA, 2336 nt
Organism: Tribolium madens (black flour beetle)
Lineage: Eukaryota; Metazoa; Arthropoda; Insecta; Coleoptera; Tenebrionidae
Product: calcium-independent phospholipase A2-gamma-like
Exons: 7
Coding region: 348-2057 (569 amino acids)
Biological process (GO): arachidonate metabolic process
Cellular component (GO): membrane
Source: RefSeq, a predicted model, not a curated record